This is a messenger RNA of Glycine soja, 1900 nucleotides long. RefSeq lists its product as uncharacterized. The coding region runs from base 50 to 1900 and encodes 616 amino acids. The transcript is spliced from 6 exons. The record is from RefSeq and is a predicted model, not a curated record. Gene Ontology annotation, molecular function: protein dimerization activity. NCBI's taxonomy places the organism in Eukaryota, Viridiplantae, Streptophyta, Magnoliopsida, Fabales, Fabaceae.
UAGGAAUGGAAUACCAUUCAAUGUUGCUAAAUCAAAAAGUUUCAAGUUGAUGAUUGAGGCGAUUGGAACCUAUGGUCCUCAUUUAAAGCCUCCAAGCUAUCAUGAAUUGAGAGUUCCACUCCUUAAAAAAGAGUUGGAAUACACGAAGGGCUUAUUGAGGGGUCAUGAGGAGGAGCGAAUCAAAUAUGGGUGUUCAAUUAUGUCAGAUGGUUGGACGGAUAGGAAGAAUAGAAUUUUGAUUAACUUUUUGGUAAAUUGUUCGUUGGGAACACAAUUUGUGAGGAGUGUGGAUGCUUCUGAAUACAUGAAGACUGGUCAGAAGAUCUUUGAGCUUUUGGAUAGCUUUGUUGAGGAGAUUGGAGAAAAGAAUGUUAUUCAAGUGGUGACGGACAAUGGAAGUAAUUAUGUGUUGGCGGGUAAAAUUUUACAAGUCACGAGACCAAAAAUAUUUUGGACUCCAUGUGCUGCACAUUGUCUUGACUUGAUGCUAGAAGAUAUUGGAAAGAUCCCAAAAGUAAAAAGGGUUAUACAGAGAGGCAUCAGGCUUGUAGGCUACAUUUACAACCAUACAUUGGCUUUGAACACCAUGAGGAAAUUCACACAAAAAACUGAAUUAGUGAGACAUGGAGUUACAAGAUUUGCUACCACUUUCUUAACUUUGCAAAGAUUGCAUAAGCAAAAGGCCAAUCUUAGAAGGAUGUUUACUUCAGAUGAAUGGUUGAAGUCUAAGGCAGCUAAAGAGCCCAAGGGGAAGCAAGCAACAGAUGUUGUUCUUAUGCCAUCAUUUUGGAAUGAUGUUGUUUAUGCUUUAAAGGCAAUGGGGCCUCUUGUAAGUGUGUUGAGGUUGGUGGAUAAUGAAAAAAAACCUGCAAUAGGUUUCAUUUAUGAAGCAAAGGAUAGGGCCAAAGAAGCAAUUCAAAGAGCUUUCAAUAACAAUGAAGGGAAGUAUAAAGAUAUCCUUGCAAUCAUUGAUAAAAGAUGGGAUUGCCAACUUCACCACCCUUUGCAUUCAACGGGUUAUUAUCUAAAUCCAAAGUUCUUUUACACUGAUCCAAACAUUGACAGUGAUAAUGAAGUGGUGGAUGGCCUCUACAAAUGUAUUGAUAAGCUUAGUGAAGAUGAUGAUUUUGUAGUUGAAGUUCACAAACAAUUGCUAGUGUAUAAAAGGGCUGGGGAGAGGUUUGGUAUGACUGCAGCAACGAAAGCAAGGACUGAAAUAUCUCCUGCUGAGUGGUGGAAAUUGUAUGGAGGAAAAACACCAUACUUGCAAACCAUUGCUAUUAAAGUUCUAAGUUUGACUUGUAGCUCAUCAGGAUGUGAGCGUAAUUGGAGUACCUUUGAGCAUAUUCACUCAAAGAAGACAAGUAGGCUCGAGCACCAAAAGCUUCAAGAUUUGGUUUAUGUUAAGUAUAAUCAAGCUCUUCUAGAUCGCUUUGAGUGUCAUGAUGUGAUUGAUCCUAUUGCUUUAAAUGAUAUUGAUGAUAGCAAUGAGUGGUUAUUGGGAGAAUUGGAAGGAGAUGAAGCUGGUAAUGAUUUGGUUUUUGAUGAUGAUGAUUUGAAUUGGUUAGAUGUUGCUGAGGCAACUGGGGCUGGUGAACCUUUACAAAAUACAAGGAGUCAAACACAUAUAAGCAAGGCAGCAGCUUCGUAUGCUUUUACAACUAGAAUUAAGCUUUACGUCGACAUUGAUCAAGGUGAUAGCUUGUUAAUCCCGGCUGGCAAGUUUGUCACAAAUUUAAGGCAUGAUUAUGAUUGUCAAGAUGAUGUUCAUGGUGACCAUGAUGACUUUGACUAUGAUAAUGUAGAUGAGGAUGUGGAGAUUCCAGAAGAAAAAUCAUUUAACUCAGAAGAUGAGGGUGUCAACCUCAUUAAUCAACAAGGACAUGGUAUACAAUAUUAG